AUGGUUCGUGGCAAAAAGAUUGGACUUGGUGAGUUUUUAGGUGAUCAGGCAGCUGCCUACAUUCCUGAAGCGGCAUUACCUUCUGGUCCACGUGCACGUGCCGACGAUGACGAUGGAAAUUAUCGUGGAGGCCGUGGCGGCGACCGUUUUAGUGGCGACCGGUACGGAGAUCGCGAGCAGACGCGCAGUGAUCAAUCGGAUCAAUGGCGAGGCGAUCGUGGUGGACGUGGAGGAGGAAAUGAUCGGUUUGGUCGCAACGAAGAAAGCAGCGGUGGCGCUUGGCGUGGCGGCGGUGGCGGCGGUGGCCCAUCACGUUAUGAUCGUCCAUCACGUGACGAUUUUCAAGCUGAGGAGCGGCCGGCACAUAUGAGACUGAACUUGGCACGUCGUGGUGAAGGCUCAAGUGAUGUACGAAACAAUAGCGGUGGUGACAAGUGGUCGGGUGCCUUUGCCGGCCGCUCUGGACGUGACGACCGGGCUGGUGACCGCUCGGGUGACCGCUUUGGGGACCGCUUUGGACGUAAUGAUCGGGGAGGUGGCGACCGGUUUGAGAGUGGAGGCCGCGCGACUGGACGCUUUGCUCACGGUGGAACUGACGUUUCGUCGUCGUUUUCGAACAUGCGGGUGAGUGCUCAGCAGCAAGAACAGACGCCAGAGCCAGAGAUGUCGGACAAGAAGGUACGUGCCCAGCAGAAGCGUGAGGAGCGCAAGAAGAAAGCUGAGGAAGAGAGGGUCGCUGCUGAAGAGGCCAAACGUGUGGCUGCUGAGGAGAAAAGGGAAGCAGAGGAGGCUGCGGCCAAAAAAGCUGAAAUCGACCGGGAGACUAUGAAGCAGGUACUCGAUAGUGGCAAGAAGGGCGAGGAACUGGCGGCAGUUGCUAAGGACCUUUUCGCUAAGAACGGACGUCCGUGUGGCGCUGUGCUUUUCGAGACUGUGACGGCGGCUGCAGAGGACGUUGCCAAGUCGAGCGCUAACUGGAUCGCCAUGCCCGCGUAUGGUGAAUUGCUGAAACUCGGUAUGGAGGAGUCAGACAAGAAGGACCAAAUGGAAGCGUUGUACGCCUUGCAGGUUUUCUUGAACAAGCAUGACUUACCCAAAGGUCUGCUUGAGAAGUGUUUCAUGGCCUUGUACAGUCUGGAUAUCAUUGACGAAUCGGGAUUCUUCGAAUACAAGUACGACGUGGACGGAGACGUUCCUGGUCGUAUGAAGGCUAUUGUCCAGACAUCGGCGUGGCUUAUGUGGCUUGAGACGCCUGAAGUGGAGAGCGACAAGGACGACGAAGAAUAG
Molecule: messenger RNA, 1287 nt
Organism: Peronospora farinosa
Lineage: Eukaryota; Oomycota; Peronosporomycetes; Peronosporales; Peronosporaceae
Source: the annotation of a GenBank genome assembly